Vicia faba (fava bean) is the source of this 1047-nucleotide messenger RNA. The record is from the annotation of a GenBank genome assembly. NCBI's taxonomy places the organism in Eukaryota, Viridiplantae, Streptophyta, Magnoliopsida, Fabales, Fabaceae.
AUGGGUAGAGCUCCAUGUUGUGACAAGGCUAAUGUGAAGAAAGGACCUUGGUCUCCUGAAGAAGAUGCUACUCUCAAAUCCUACAUUGAAACAAAUGGAACUGGUGGAAAUUGGAUUGCUCUUCCUCAAAAAAUUGGGCUCAAGAGAUGCGGAAAGAGUUGUAGACUUAGGUGGUUAAAUUACUUGAGACCUAAUAUAAAACAUGGUGGAUUUACUGAAGAAGAAGACAACAUUAUUUGCAGCCUUUAUAUUAGCAUUGGAAGCAGGUGGUCCAUUAUUGCUGCUCAGUUACCUGGAAGAACUGAUAAUGAUAUAAAAAACUAUUGGAACACAAGAUUGAAGAAGAAAUUACUCGGGAAGCGGAAACAAUCGACGAAUAAUAACAACAACUUGAUGAUGAACCAGAAGGAAACAGAUGAGAAUUCUUAUUCAAAUUCAUUGAGUAGUUCAGCUCUUGAAAGACUUCAACUUCAUAUGCAACUUCAAACCCUUCAAAACCCUUUCUCUUUUUACAAUAAUAACCUUUCUGUUUGGCCAAAGUUGCAUCCUUCUCAAGAAAAAAUGAUCCAAAUUAGUCUUCAAAACUCGAAUAACAACACUAUGAUGCAAUUGCAAAGUGCUUUCCCUUCACCACCGGUUGAAUGUUUGGAGAAUAUUAAUAUUCCUUUGGAGAAUAUUAACAAUUCGGUUCCCUUCAACGCUUCUGAAAAUAAUGAUAAUAAUAAGAAUCAUUAUGGUUCGAUGGAUUCGAGUGUUGCACCGAUGAGAGGACAAGGUAUUGAGAAGAGUAGUAAUGAAGGAAUUCAGCAACUGGAAAAUGAGCUAGAUGAGAUUCUCAACAACAGAAAUAUUAUUACUACUACUAUGGAAGAUGAAUUUGAUUGUUUCAAAGAUAUGAAUAACAAUGGUUCAAAGGAUCAAAGCUUGAUAUGGUGGUCAAAUGAAUCAGGUGAUACUAAAUCAGGAUCGUCGAACUCGUGGGAUUCGUCGACGAAUCUUAUCCAAGAAGGGAUGUUCCAAGAUUAUGAACUAGGUUAUGGUCUGUAA